AUUACGUUUUUUAUUCUAUGAAUGCUCUCAGAGGAAUUUUCUCAAUCAGAAUGUAUUCUUUAGCCUCUUUUGUGUGAAUUUUGAUGCUUUUCUAUCUCGAAAAAAACAAUUAAAUUGAAGAAAUAAAAUGUUUCACGUUUGGAUCAGUGACCCAAUGGACGCGAAAGGGUUAAAAUCCAAAUUCCAAAUUUUGUAAACACUUCAGUUGAGUUUGAUUGAAAUUCUUUUGCUGUGUCUGAGGAAAAAUUUGAAAAUCGAGUAUUUUUCUUGGAUUUUCCUCAAUGUGAAGUGCUUUUGUGCGUGCGUGAGUGUGUGAAAAAGCCUAAAAUUGACACAGAAAAUGACCAUGGGCGACGAUACGCCAGUAACAUCGCUAAUUCUGCCUGUUUUGAUACGCCCCAUCUUGUCCCAGCUGGAGAGACGAGAUGUAGUUGCAUCCCAGACCCUCAGGGCGGCUCUCACGAAGGCAGAACAAACACAUCCGGGACUGACGUACGACCUUGUGAUGGGCAUCAUCCGGAAGGGGGAGAUUAAUGUAAACAUGAACGAGAGUAUCCUCAGACUCCAAGGGGCAGCGUCUGAUUCUGACUUGAUUGAAUACCGACUGAAUCGUACGGAAGAUGCUUUUCAGGAGCUCAAUAAGAAAUCAGCAUCCCUCAAGCGUAUCCUUAGCCGAAUACCAGAUGAAAUAACAGACCGAAAGACUUUUCUUGAGACAAUAAAAGAGAUAGCCAGUGCCAUCAAAAAGCUGCUGGAUGCAGUGAACGAGGUGGUUGGCUUCAUCCCUGGGACAUCGGGGAAGCAAGCGGUGGAGCAGAGAAAGAAGGAGUUUGUCAAGUAUUCCAAGAAAUUCAGUACUACGCUUAAAGAGUACUUCAAAGAGGGACAAGCAAAUGCCGUCUUCAUCAGUGCUCUCUACCUGAUCCACCAAACAAAUCAGAUUAUGAUCACUGUGAAGAAUAAAUGUGAAUGAGAUUCACUUUCACGGCGUAGUGUGAAAAGGGAAGUCAAGCAGGAGCCGUCUUCGUGAGAAUUAUUUAAUUGAAAAAAAAGGACAUCCAAUCUGCGUAAGAGUUAGAAUGAUUUUCUUAUUUGAAAAAAGUGUUGUUAUCCACAAAAUAAUAUUUAAUGAAAAAAAAAAUAUGGACUACUUAUUGAUUUAUUCGUUACAUAAAAAAGAAACGGUUUAUCCCGUAAUUAAUUAAUUAAUUAAAAAGGAAAAGAAAAUGUCCAGAGGACAAAGUCCAACACACACACACAUACACUGAAGUAUAAUAAUGUAGAUAGCGAAAAUAUAUUUGGUAUUUUUAUGAAGAAAUACUGACAGAGAGAGAAAUCUAAUUGAUGAGAGAGAGAAAGAGAGUAUUUUGAGAAUGUGAAAAUAUCUUCAGUUUUUCUUUAUAAAUAAUCGUUAUAUAUUUAAUCUUCCAAGUAUUUUCUUUUUGUUAUAAAAGUCACUUUAAUACAAAAGUAAAGAAGAAAUUA
Molecule: messenger RNA, 1485 nt
Organism: Lutzomyia longipalpis
Lineage: Eukaryota; Metazoa; Arthropoda; Insecta; Diptera; Psychodidae
Gene: Ccm3
Product: programmed cell death protein 10
Exons: 5
Coding region: 341-973 (210 amino acids)
Biological process (GO): positive regulation of MAP kinase activity; regulation of Golgi organization
Cellular component (GO): Golgi apparatus; FAR/SIP/STRIPAK complex
Molecular function (GO): protein kinase binding
Source: RefSeq, a predicted model, not a curated record